CGAUUUAACAAUGCUGAAUGUGCAGUAAACGUUCAGCAAAUGUGUGUCGUCUAGCAUGAUGAGGAAGUAAUUACCAGGGCAUCAGCCACAUGUGAAUGGCUCUCUCCUGGCCUUCAAUAGAGUCUAAAAUUGCAGAACGCUGAGGCUGGAAAAGACCUUAAGGCUUGAUAUCCAACUUCCUCAUUAUCCAAAAGAGGAAACUGAGACCCUCAGAAUUAAGAGUGAAGAUGGCUGUUUCCGACUCAGAAAACGAUUGCAUCAACUUUGUGAAAAUGAAAUUUAUUGACAGUAUACUUUACUUUAUACCUGAGAAUGAUGACAACCUGGAAUCAGAUUACUUUGGCAGGAUUGAACAUCAUUUGUCAAUCAUACGAAAUUUGAAAAACCAGGUCCUCUUUAUUGACCGUAAGAAGCAGCCUGUGUUUGAGGAUAUGCCCGACUCCGACUGUGCAGACAAUGAACCUUAUACUACGUUUAACAUACAUGUAUAUAAAGAUAGCAACGCGAGAGGUGUACCUGUAGCCAUCUCUGUGACGUGUAACGGGAACCAUACCCUCUCUUGUGAGGACAAAACUAUUUCCUUUAAGGAAAUCAAUCCUCCUGAUAAUAUCAAUGACACAAAAAGUGACAUAAUAUUCUUCCAGAGAAGUGUUCCAGGACAUGAUGAUAAGAUGCAAUUUGAGUCUUCAUUGUAUAAAGGCUACUUUCUAGCUUGUCAAAAAGAGAGAAACAUUUACAAACUUAUUCUGAAAAACAAGGAUGAAUAUGGGGAUAAGUCUGUAAUGUUCACUGUCCAAAACAACGACUAGAUAUUAAAAUUCUGUGAUUGAAACGA
Molecule: messenger RNA, 835 nt
Organism: Cavia porcellus (domestic guinea pig)
Lineage: Eukaryota; Metazoa; Chordata; Mammalia; Rodentia; Caviidae
Gene: Il18
Product: interleukin 18
Exons: 6
Coding region: 228-809 (193 amino acids)
Biological process (GO): cellular response to lipopolysaccharide; immune response; inflammatory response
Molecular function (GO): cytokine activity
Source: RefSeq, a predicted model, not a curated record